This is a messenger RNA of Lates calcarifer (barramundi perch), 2514 nucleotides long. RefSeq lists its product as uncharacterized. The coding region runs from base 155 to 790 and encodes 211 amino acids. The transcript has 3 exons. The record is from RefSeq and is a predicted model, not a curated record. Lineage: Eukaryota; Metazoa; Chordata; Actinopteri; Centropomidae.
CAGAGGACGGACCUGUAACUUUCCACCAUAUCCACCACACAGCUUCGUAUGAAAUCUAACUUUAACCUCCAAACCUAAAGGUUCAAUCUAUAAAUCUGAAGGUCGAUUUAUAAUAAUCAAACAUCUGGAAUAACAGGAUCAGUGGAGACUGAAAAUGUCUGCUGUAACAUCACUGUGGACUUUACUGUCCCUCUGUCUCCUGGUCUCUGCCUCUGAAGUUCAGAACAUCACAGCUGUUCCAGGACAGACUGUCACUCUGCCAUGUCGAGCUCCAAACACCAACAUCAUAGUUGUAGAGUGGACCAGAACUGAUCUGAAGACAGAAAAAUAUGUCUUUUUUCAGCGGGGCAGUCAGCCUGUUACAGACAAACAGCAUCCAUCUUUUCAGAACAGGGUGGAGCUGGUGGACAGACAGAUGAAGGACGGUGACGUGUCUUUGACUCUGAAGAAUGUGAAGAGAGAGGACACAGGAAGAUACGAGUGUCGAGUCGUCCAGAGAGAAACAAACCGCAGGAAGAGAUCUUACCUGAACACUGAGCUCAUCAACAUCAUCAACCUGGAUGUUCAUUCCUCAGCUCACACACAGGGACACAGGGAGGAGGGAGGAGACACAGGUGGACACAGUGAGGGACAUGUUGGACUGGCAGCUGGUCUCUCAGUUGUUGCUGUGGUUGCUCUUGUUGUUGCUUUGGGGAUCUUCAUGUAUAAAAGACACAUGAAGAAGAAUCCUCCUCCUCCUGCUGCUGCUGCUGCUGCUGCUGAAGAAGAAGCAGGUGAACAGAUGUUAUGACACAGUGACAGUAAAGAUCAGCUGCUGCUGUAAAUCCCUGUCAGCCUCUCUCUGUGACAGCAGCAGACAAACCACUGUCCACUCCCUCAGAGACCAUCAAACACCAGCAGGAGUGGAGACGUGUCUCAGCUCAGCUCCAACAUUCACAUGGACACGGAGCCAAAACAAAGGAAAGAACCAGUGACGAGGAAACAGAUCUGGGACAGAGUUCAACUGUAAAUCAGUGUUUGAGUCAAAGUCUGCUCCUGUCCUUUUACCCCCCUCCCUGAGUUCCUACCUUAUCGUGGUGGUGUUGGGGUUUGUGAGCUCAGAGGAUCCUGGGAGCCAUAGGCAUUUCUAGCCCAUUUUUGGGGAUGCUGAAGACCCCCUAAAUUGAAUCCCAGCACCCCUAAAAUUUGAGAGAUUUAGUAGUACCAUACAGUACUUGGUUGAAACGUAAUAUUUAACAAAAAACAUCAGCACCCCCCCCCUUGCCUCUAAAAUGGUUUGAUCCACCCCAUGCGGGCCACCUUUCCAGGGCUCUGAGCGCUCUAUCUGCACAGAGCAAUACGCUGCCUUUACCUCAGUGGUGUAAGUACAUGGCUUAAACCAGGAUAUAUAUGGCGCAAUUGUUCAAUCAUUGAUAAAUCUGCUGAUACCUCCACUAACAUUGGCACAUGUUGUGCAUUGCAAUUAAAAUAACAGUCCAAAAAAUAAACACAUGGUCACUUUUUUGAAUGUUUGGUACUCACUAUAGGAGGCUGGUUUACUCCAGAAACAUACAUACUGUUUAUGUGUAUGUUGAGGAGCUGCUGUAUCAAAAUGAAUUGUCUUCCCCCAUAAAUUAGGAUUACGAUAUGUUUCUGUUACGAUUCCAUCCAUUCUUCUUUUGCUGUGGCUCAGCAUUUAAAUAACCUUUAUCAGAUUUGAUGGUUUAGUCACAGACUUUCCCAAAAAGUGUUUUCUUUCACAAAUGUGGGAAUGAAAUUGUGUUAAAAUGUGAAAAACAGUGAAAUUUAUCUUGCCUGGCCGGCAGCUCUCUGGGUGCUCAGCACCCUAAACCUCUGAUCCUACAAUCGCCCCUGCUGGGAGCUGUGUUAUCCGGAGCGUUCAGCUCCUGGUAACGACUCCCAUGGUAAACUGGUCCCAGGUGAUGAUCCAGACUAAGAGUGAUUUAACAUCUAACAGCUCUCUGUGACUGCUGCUGUUUGUAUAGAACUGAACGUGUCCAUAUAUCCUGUAACAACAGCUCUGUUGACUCAAUGGUGAACAUGUUGUAUAUCCAGCAGCUUCACUAGUGGAAAAAUUAACUCAGAUAAUGAAGAGGAAGUAAAAAAUUUAAAUUACCAUGAAAUCAUAAUAAAUUACAAUAAUGAUAAAUACACAAUGAAAAAGAAGCAAAAAUAAGAAACUAAUGAAUUAGAGUUAAACAACAUGAUGAUGGGUUUUUAUGUUUGUAUAGUUACUGACCACUUUACAUUUUUUACAUUUUAAAUUUUUUUUAUUAACAUCAGUAAAAGUACAAGAGAGUUCAGGUUAGUAUCUGAGCAGGAGGAAUAUAGAAAUUGUUUGUAGCAGUGAAUGGAACUGAUAAACAAACAUGAAUCAGAUCAAAUUUCUUUUAACAGUUUGUUUUCUGAAGCACUGAAUCUAAAAGACAGAGAGACUGAUCCUGUUGAUACCUGAUCUCACCUGAAUCCUGCUGAACCAGAGAAACCACAACAAAUAAAAAGACCGGACCCUCA